AGGUCGAAAAAGCAAGUUCUAGAACUGACUGACGUACUAACGGCUUCCAGAAGGCCAUCAAUCGAAUCGUUGAUAGAUCAGCAAAAACUACAUCCGCAUAGUUUUUUCAGAACAGCGCAUACGCAUUCGAGGACUCCUAGUUAUAGAAAACGAAGAUCUCCAGAUCAGUCUCGAAGUGCGUCACCUCGCACAGUUCAUUCAAAACAUGAUGUCGGUUUUAGUGAUACAGCUUCAAACGUUGUAGAAAUGGUGAGACAUGAGCAUGUUAUUAGAAGGCAUCCUCAUCGAUCCAGAGGUUCGUGGUCAGCCUCAACAAGUCCAGUCCGAUCUCCGAGUCCGAGUCGUGUGCACACGAAGCAAAAGUCAUCGUAUAAUACGACUAGUCUGGAGCAAAGGUCGAGAUCGCCAUCGCCACAUACCGAAAGUCGAAUGCAGCUAAGUUACCCAACGUUGGCACCAACCAGACGUGGAUUCGGUCGCCGAUUACCACCUAUUCCUAGUAAACCGUCGUUUCUGCAAUUACAAAACUCGCCUAUUAACUUUCCUAAAUUGAAUUCUUCACCUACUCAUUACGCAGCGCCGCCGUUACCGAUGACUUAUCAACCUAUUCCGGUCUCGUACGAGCAUUCCGGCCGUGGUGUGCGUAUUUUACCAUCACCGGUGCCAAAUGGUUAUAAACCGAGUCACCAAAUGAGAAUAUCUAGGCAUAGUGAUUCGGACGAAGACGACUGGUGCUAGCAAUUGCUUUCAGAUAACAACGUCAGCAGCAAUAAAUGAAAUCAUUUUUCAGUCCAAAGCUCAAUUUAGCUCGUAAACGUUUAUAUUAGUGUUUAGGUUGCUGCGUUAUCAGGCAAAUUAUUCGGAAUCAUUUCCUGAGCACCCGAUAUCACGAAGCGUUUACAGUCUUUCGUCGGAUGAUGCUGCAACUCUAACAGCAGUAGUGUGAAUGAAGUUUUCAGCUCUGAAGUUUGAAGGGGCCAAUUCACUGAGAUCCAGGAUUGCAGAGCUUGUACUCAAAAUUUUUGGGAUAUUCAAAAAAAAUUCUGGAGGCGCAAUUUCUUCAGUCCUGAGUUCAUGGUGAAUUAAACUUACCUAUUUCAUAUUUCUAUAAUAAAACCAUAAAGUAUUUCAAAACUGUAAAAAUUAGAAACAAAGAAGACGUGACGUUGCAUACUUUAUCUUAAUCUUACUUAAAAUAACGAUGCCCCUUCAAAUUUCUGAAUUGAUCUACAUUCACACCGGUGUGUCGUUUGAGUCUUUCCUGCACAUUCCACGAACGAUUAAAGUGAACCGGUAAAUAAAAGUAUUACAGAUACCUCAACAACUCAACUUUGGAAUUACUACUGUAUGAUUGAAUAAUCUUGACGAACCCCAGAAACCAAAUUUUUAAUAAACCCAACUAAAUGAAACUGAUGAAUUAUUGAAUUCGUGAAUAAUAAUCCUCUUUUUACAUCUCUCAUUUAAUUGAACCUUUAUUAUAAGUAAAAUUAUAUUUUAUCUAUAAUGAGUAUCACAAAAUUAAAUAUUUGAAAAAAAUUGUACCUAAAAUGUUCUUUCUCGGCCUAACUUUUUUCUUUUCUUUUUUUGACAUGACAAUUAAUUACGUGAUUCGCCAAUAAAAUAAAAAGGAAUAUUAUCAUCCUUUUUUGUAAUCUGUGUUAUACUUUUUCAUUCUCAUUAGGUUUCAUAAUAUAAUAUAUUUAUUGUACGAAUAUUUUAUACCUACCUACUUGAGUCUUUGAUUCGAUCAAGCCAUCUUGAAUUUUACCAGUGAAUACUUGAACGCGUCAAAUGAUUUUGAGAAUCUAAUCCUUCGUAUUUUUAUACGUUAUUUCGAAAUGAUGAAUUUUUAUUUUUCUAAUAUUAUCAUUCUAACUGUAAAAAAAAUUAUGAAUUCACUUGAUUUGUGUACAGUUAGGUAUGUUUUUCGACUUUUUUUUUUUCUAAAUCUACUAAUGGAUUUCAAAAUAGGUAUUUCAUCUUAUAUAAUGAAAUUACAUACGUUCAUUGUGGGAAUAAAAUGCAAUACCAAUGUAAAUACUUUAAUGUUUAAAUUGGAAUACUUUCCUCUGACUGCUCCUUUUUACUUACAUGCGGUAUUAUCUAAAAAAUUAAAAAAUUAAAAAAAAUAGGAAUACGAUUAUAUACAUUAUGAUCGCUAACACUGUUUAGAAUUAAAGCUGGCAUGUGCACUUGACUGAUAUUUACUUUAGGAACCUACUUAUACAUUAUAUUAAUUGUAUAUGGGCUAUAAAUAAUAGCCAAUGUUAAAAGUACUGAAGGAUACCUACUUUGUGUACCCCUCAAUACUUGGUAAAUUUGUAAAAUGAAUUGUAAAUAAUUUUUUUUUCUUUUUUGAAAACAACGCGAAACGUUAUAAUGUGUAAGAUAUGCAGAAAAAUUGAUGAAAAUCAGAAUUGUGAAGAAUUCAAUACGAUUGAUAAGAUGCUUAAAAUGAUGAAUUUAUAGGAAUGCAAAGGGACCAUGCAUGUCUAAAGCUGCUGACGUUGUUGCAUAUUUAAGAUCGCAUUGUUUACUGCCGAUUUUUAUUCCUGUAUUUUUCAAAGUGCUUUCACAUAAUUUUACAUUUAACUAUUGAUAAAAAAUUUUAUAUUUUCUGUGAUAAUUUAAAUAUUUUACGACAAAAAAAAAUCGAACUCAUUCCACUUCUCUUCUUUUAUUUUUCAAAAAAUAAAUUUUAAAAAUCAACUAAAACAUGAUACCUAUACCUUUGAGGAACUCAUUCAAGUUCUGAUAUUGCACUUACAGUUAUGCUUUAAUCAUACAUCAUAAUAGCAUUGUUGAAAAAAAAAAAAGAAUAAUGUAAUUAGAUAACGCUUCAAGCUAUAAAUGUGAUGUAAAUUCAGUCAAAAAAAAAAUUGUAGAAUAGAGAAAAAGAAAAUGAUGUGUAACGAACAGCAUUUAAUUCACAUUGGGAAAUUCUUUUUUAUGUUCAAUUUUUUUGUUUGACUGUACUUGUUUUUGUACCUAUCAUGGUUAUAAUCACAUAAUAGAUUUUUGUUCAGUGUUUCAGUAUUUCGUAAAUUUUGCCUUUUUUUUUCUUUGUUUAAAAACUUAAUCAUAAAUUCGUAAUUUAGGAGUUCAACUUACCAUGAAACUGUUGGUGUAUUUAUUUUUUCUUUGUUUGCCAUUGUACUUAUCAGGAUGUAAAAAUCACUUUAUUAAGUUUUAUAAAUAAAUUUUUUUAUUUUCAAACGUUUUCGUUUUCUAUGUACCUAUUCAACGUUAUUAAGCCUACUACAUACAUAUUUUCUAAGAAAUUAAAACUGGAGAUUAAAUAUAGGGAUUUAGCUCAUGUGAUAAUUUGUCUGUCAUAUAGUGAUACGAGACAUGUGUGUUUUAAACUAGAUACAAUAUCACAAGAUACAUAUUUUAAUGAAUGGCAUCCUGUCGUUUAAUAAGAAUAUUUACCAAAAUUAAUUUUAUAUUCGUUGAACUGAACUGUAAAGAUGUUUCACACAUGAUAGAUUUUUUUCCUAUUAAGUAAUUUGAGCCCGCGAAUGAAAACUGUUGCAUUUAAAUCGUUCUGAAUCCAAGUUCACAAUAUAAUGUUGAUCAAAGGAUUAUAAACGUCUGAAACCCCGUUUUUUGGUGAUUUUUUUUUGUUGUUGUUUCGACGAAGAAAAACUUCCAUCAUGAAAUUAACGAGUAAAUUUUGUAGUGUGCUUAUUUUUUUAAUGAUUAUCGAUUGGAGCAUUGAGGAUACUGAAAGGAAUGUUUUGGAGCAAAUACUAAACUAUCAUCCUUCUAAUAUAAAUGCUCUAGUUGCUCGAAAAGUAAAUGAACAGAAUAAUGAAACAGCCGAUGUUUAUGUGAAUUUGUUCGUAAGAAUGAUUGAAACCAUUGAUGAUAAAAAUGCGGAAAUUAAAAUGCAAGUAAGAUUACGCAUGUCAUGGGUCGAUUCAAGAUUAUCGUAUCAACAUUUAGAUGAAAUGAAGAGAGAACCCAUUGACAUGAUUAGACUAACAGAUACUAGUAAAGUGUGGAUACCCGACGUAUUUUUUUCGAAUGAAAAACAAUCCCACGAACACAACCUCAUCCAACCCAAUUCAUUUGUUCGAAUUUACCCCAAUGGAACUGUACUGUUUAGUAAAAGACUAUCUCUUACUCUAAGUUGUCCCUUGAAUUUCAAAAAGUACCCUCACGACGCACAAGUUUGCAUAAUUCGGAUAGCCGUUUAUCAAUCAACAAGAAAUUCGGUGAACUUACGAUGGAAACCAAAUGAUUCUGUUCAAAUAGUGAAAAAUAUUCACAUGAAGAACUUCGUCUUAGAACGGUUUCAAGCUACCGAGACAAUUUCUAAAUCAAACGGUGAUGAUUACAGCGUCGUACAGGUUGACUUCUUGUUUCAACGAAAUUUUUUCUGCUAUUUUAAAAAAUUCUAUGUACCAGUCGUUAUCACAGUUUUAAUAUCCUGGGUACCAUUAUGGUUAGAAAGAGUUCUCAUAUUGCGUAUUUAUGUUGCUAUGUCUACGGUGAUGUAUUUGGCAUGGUACUAUACCGUUCAAGAUCCCGAUUUAUCGAUUUCAUACAACACAGCGUUGCACACGUGGAAUGCAGCGAACUUUAUAUUUGUUAUUUUAGCGGCGUUGGAAUCUCUGAUGAUUGUAUUUAUGAUAAAAACUAAUAAAAAUGCUAUAAAAAGGAUACAUCCUGAUGAUAAUGAUGAAUUCAAAAUGAUACCAAAUGACCAAAAUAAGAGUAAGGUCUUGGAUAUAACGGAUGAGAAACUUAAUCUUGAUGCUGAAAUUAUGAAAAUCAAGACCAAUUUUAAAAUAUGUUUUAUAAACGUCCACAAGGAGGUGCAAAUUAUUGAUGCUGCGGCGAGACUAUUCUUCCCAUCAGCCUACACGCUAUUUCUGUUCUUCUAUUGGAUCACUUAUCAAUAUUAAUUAAAAUUCCAUAAGAUAAAGUUUGGGACAAAAAAUAUAAGGGUAUACUGGUCACCGAAGUUAAUGAUUUUUCUGCGAUAAAAGUGAAACGCCUGAGCGUCGAAUCGAAAUUCGAAUAUGCCCGUAUUGUUAAUAUUGUGAAGUCUAGUUUCACGAAGCUUAUUGGAACAAGGAUUUUGAAGCUUGGCCGCUUGGGCGUUUUAUAGCAACAUCAAGGAAGAAAAUGGGUGACCACUUGACUAGCUUAUUCGCCUGUUAUAAUGCCCUCAUGUAUGUACCUAGAUGCAGUUUUUCUGGGUUACCUACUCAGUUUUUGUAAUGUUUAUUGUUUAGUUUUUUACUUAGGUUACUUGUUUUUCAUAAAUAAAUUCAUGAUUGGUUCGUUCAA
Planococcus citri (citrus mealybug) is the source of this 5301-nucleotide messenger RNA. Its product is annotated as glutamate-gated chloride channel-like. Bases 3657 to 4913 code for a protein of 418 amino acids. Gene Ontology annotation, cellular component: neuron projection; plasma membrane; synapse. Gene Ontology annotation, molecular function: transmembrane signaling receptor activity; transmitter-gated monoatomic ion channel activity involved in regulation of postsynaptic membrane potential; excitatory extracellular ligand-gated monoatomic ion channel activity. The record is from RefSeq and is a predicted model, not a curated record. The transcript has 13 exons. Gene Ontology annotation, biological process: regulation of membrane potential; chemical synaptic transmission; chloride transmembrane transport. NCBI's taxonomy places the organism in Eukaryota, Metazoa, Arthropoda, Insecta, Hemiptera, Pseudococcidae.